Messenger RNA from Thrips palmi, 3016 nucleotides. RefSeq names its product regulator of MON1-CCZ1 complex (gene Bulli). The coding region runs from base 770 to 2767 and encodes 665 amino acids. Gene Ontology annotation, cellular component: Mon1-Ccz1 complex; lysosomal membrane; late endosome membrane. NCBI's taxonomy places the organism in Eukaryota, Metazoa, Arthropoda, Insecta, Thysanoptera, Thripidae. Gene Ontology annotation, molecular function: protein binding. The record is from RefSeq and is a predicted model, not a curated record. The transcript has a single exon. Gene Ontology annotation, biological process: regulation of autophagy.
ACAAGCCCCAGCAGCGCCCCAAGCUCGCUUCGUUUCGGAGUCAACGCGCGACUGCUGCGCACCGCACUCCCGCCAAUUCUUCGGAAUCCCGAAAUUACAUGAGUCAGUCAGGGUCAGGAAACGAAAACGAAACCCAACCGUCGCGUUGGCCGCGAGCGCCCGCCAAGCACGGGAUAGGCACCCCGCCGCACGCCCAUGUGUGACGGGUCUGCCAUCUUGUGCCCCCUCCAGCUCGGUUGGGGUACGUAGAGAAUUUGGAAGACUCCGUUUAGAAACCAUUAGAAACUGACUCACAAUCUUGUGGAAGCAAAUGAGUAAGCAGAUGUCUUCUUUGAACGCCUUUCAAAAACGGAGAUCGGCGAAGCGGGAAGCAUUGUUCAGGCUGGCCAUCGUAUCGGGUUUCGACAGCACCCUUAAUCCGAUUCGAUGAUUCUAUGAAAGCAUUUUUAAAGACACACAGAAGUCUACAUGCUAAACUCAGACAUUCAAGAGGAUAGUAUAGGCUGGGAAAUAACCAAACUCGAAAGAAUUACAGACAGCCCUCUUCUCUCCUUACGCAAUAACCCUGUUGGUCGUCCUGACUGGCUGCGUCUGAAACGGCACCGAACCUUCUGUCCCUGUCUGCCCCGUUACUCCGAAACAAGUGAGACAAAGACGCACUGCGCUGGAAUAUGCCAUUUCGUCGUAAGUUGUCAAACUGCCCCACGUCCCUCGUCUAGUACGUCUGUGUGGAUGAACUUGGAUUCCGGCGUUUCGGUUCCUGGCGAAGAUGGAGGCAAGUGUGGACGAGUAUUACUUGGAGCUCUCCUCCUCUGUCGUCAAAUUCGACUCCGUCAGCAAAGUGACAAAUGUGUUCUUCGAUGACACGAACAAGCAAGUGUUCGCUGUGCGCUCCGGUGGGGUUAUGGGCGUUGUUGUUAAGGGCCCGACAGCGGCCACGACCACUGAUUUCUGCAUGGAAGAUAAAGGGCCAGUCGUCUCCAUCAAGUUUUCGCCCGAUCAGAAAGUUCUCGCCAUCCAGCGGUCAAAGUCGUCCGUGGAAUUCAUCAACUUUCUCACAGGCGAGAUGGACAACGUAGAAUACUCCCAAAGCUGCAAGGGCAAGAAUCAUAUUAUUUUGGGUUUCUUAUGGACAAAUACGCGAGAAAUUCUUUUCGUGACUGAUCAUGGAGUAGAACUUUUUCAAGUUGUUCCAGAGAAAAAAUGCCUUAAGGUUCAAAAGACGUUCAGUCUAUCUGUCAACUGGUUCGUCUAUUGUCCACAAACUUGUCUUGUUCUUUUGUCGUCUGGGACAUUAGGUAACCAAAUGUAUCCUCUUCACAUCAAAGGAGGAAAUAUAAACAAAUUGUCCCGGUUUGAUGUUGAAAUACCUGCAGUUCCUAAACCACCUAAGCUGUGUUUGUUUGAGAGAGACAUCACAUUAGCUGUGCUGUACAACGAAGCAAGUAUCAUUAUCCUGAGGCAUAAUCCCCGAGGAGCAGGGUCUCCUGGAGCUGAAGUUGUUGUUUAUACUCUCGUGAAAAUGAUGACUGCCAAAAAGACACAUGUUUUGAGAGUAGACCUGAGUGGUCGUUUUGCCAUAAAUGUGGUAGAUAAUCUUAUUAUUGUACAUCAUCAAGCAUCAAAGAAGUCUCUGAUGUUUGAUAUUGCCAUGAAUGGAGAAACUGAUGGCACUGUCACAUACCACCAACCUGUUGUUGGACUUCAGCCUAUAAAACCAUUUACAUUGUCAUUACCGGCAGUGCCAAGCCCUGUGCAUACAGAACCAACCCAAGUUCAUUGUGAACUUUACUCGCCUAAUUGGGUUGUAUUUCAACCCAAUAUAAUUAUUGAUGCCAAGCUUGGCUGUUUGUGGACAAUCACUUUGAAUCUCCAACCUCUACUGACCAUGAUACAUGAUAAAUGUAUCUUGGUAGAUUUUCUAAUGAAGAGAUCAGAUUCUAAACCUGUUGUUAUUCAAGUAUUGCAAGAAGUACUGGAACCUACCACGCAGAACUGCAGUCACCUUGUUGUGGUGGCAGAGUUAUUUGAUCAUUUGAAUGAAGUCUAUCGCAGCUUCUUGCAAUCUGAGUUGCAAUGUCACGUGGCCACCCCUGCCUCAUCUAGUCUUAGUGUUUCACCAUCCAAACUUCAACAAGUUCUACCAAAACCUUGUAUUGUUAUUGACCAAUCUGAUAUGUAUACAAAUGUAUUUUCAAAAUUUGUUGAUAGAGCAAGAGAAUCUGAAGAAGGUACAGGCAAAUUUGAAGUGUGGGUUUUGCUUGAGUAUAUAAGGUCGCUUACUGACUACCACAUUCCAGUUCAACAUUAUCUGUAUGAACUACUCAUUAAUUCACUUGUUCAACAUGAAGCAUAUUACCAGCUUCAUCAACUACUGCAGUACCAUGUUGUAUCUGAUUCAAAACCAUUGGCUUGCCUACUGCUUUCGUUAGAAAGUUUGUACCCGGCGGCACAUCAAUUAGCCCUUGAUAUGCUGAAGCGUUUGUCGACUGCUAAUGAAGAAAUAAUUGAAGUGUUGCUGUCCAAGCAGCAAAUUUUGCCUGCUUUGAGAUUUGUACACAGUGUAGGCUCUGUUGAUCAAGUGUCAGCACGCAAGUUCCUUGAUGCGGCUAAAGCCACAGGUGAUCCCAAUGUGUUUAUUGGAGUUUUCAAAUUUUUUGAACAAAGGAACUUGCGACUUAAAGGAACCACGUCAUUUGCUAAGGGAGAACAUUGUGACAUUUAUGUCAAACACUUCCAGAGCUUGUGCUCAGGACCUGUCCAGUAAAAAUUUAUUGUGUCUGAUAGUACCUACAUAUAUCUGUGAUUAAUUUAGAAACAUCUGAUAUUGCCACAAAUAUUGUGAACAAAUAAAUUCACCUGUUAUCCCGUGAGAGUGAUUGCCCUUGGCAGUAUUGUAUAUAUAUGCCCUGUAUGCGUAAGUGAUAAACUCCUACUGUGAUCUAUUUACAACAAUGCAAAGACAUAACUUCGAUGAUGUGAGAGGAUUUAAACAAUAAAUGAAACAAUAAUUUUA